GCUUGCGUACUGAGGGCUUACACCAUAUGUGCCCUGUCCCAGUGCGCGGGUCUGUGGAGAGCCGGGUGCGAGAGGCGGCGGCGCGAGGUGGACGGAGCCGAGCGGGCAUUGGCGUCAGCGGGGAGACAGUGGGUGUGUGAGACACAGAACCAAGAGGCCGGGUCCGCCGACGCCGCUGACAAGCGAUGGGGAAGAAACAGAAAAAUAAGAGCGAAGACAGUACCAAGGAUGAUACUGAUUUUGGCGCCUUGGCUGCAGAAAUAGAAGGAGCUGGUGCUGCCAAGGAACAGGAGCCUCAGAAAUCAAAGGGAAAGAAGAAAAAGGAGAAAAAGAAGCAAGACUUUGAUGAGAAUGAUAUUCUGAGAGAACUUGAAGAAUUGUCUCUGGAAGCCCAAGGCAUCAGAACUGACAGAGAAGCUGCUCCAGUCAAGCUUACAGAAAACAAUGAAGAGGAAUCUGCCUCAAAACAAGAUAAAAAGAAGAAAGGACAGAAGGGCAAAAAAUCAAGUUUUGAUGAUAAUGAUAGUGAAGAAUUGGAAGAUAAGGAUUCAAAAUCAAAAAAGUCUGCAAAACCUAAAGUGGAAAUAUUCUCUGGAAGUGAUGAUGAUGAUGAUUCUAAUAAACUUUCUAAAAAAGCUAAAAAAGCUCAAAAAUCAAAUAAAAAAUGGGAUGGGUCAGAGGAGGAUGAAGAUAAUAGUAAAAGAAGUAAAGAACGUUCUAGAGUAAACUCUUCUGGUGAAAGUGGUGGUGAGUCAGAUGAAUUUUUACAGUCCAAAAAAGGACAGAAAAAAAAUCAGAAAAACAAGCCCCUUCCUAACGUAGAGAGUGGGAAUGAAGAUGAUGACUCCUUCAGAAUUAAGACAGUGGCCCAGAAGAAGGCAGAAAAGAAAGAGCGCGAGAAAAAAAAGAGAGAUGAAGAAAAAGCAAAAUUACGGAGGCUGAAAGAAAAAGAAGAGCUAGAAAAAGGUAAAAAGGACCAGAGUAAACAGAAAGAACCUCAGAAGAGAUCUGAAGACGAAGGUUUGAAAUCAAAAGUGGCUCUUGAUGCAGGAGCUGCCUCUGAGGAGAAAGGAGACAUUCCUGCAGCUAUAGAAGAUGACAAUGAAGGAGACAAAAAGAAAAAAGAUAAGAAGAAAAAGAAAACAGAAAAAGAUGAAAAAGAGAAAGAGAAGAAGAAAGGCCCUAGCAAAUCCACUGUUAAAGCUAUACAAGAAGCUUUGGCUAAGCUUAAAGAGGAGGAGGAGAGACAAAAGAGAGAAGAAGAAGAACGGAUUAAGCGGCUUGAAGAACUAGAAGCCAAACGAAAAGAAGAGGAACGAUUAGAGCAAGAAAAAAGAGAAAGGAAAAAGCAAAAAGAAAAAGAAAGAAAAGAACGCUUAAAAAAAGAAGGGAAACUUUUAACUAAGUCACAAAGAGAAGCCAGAGCCAGAGCUGAAGCGACCCUUCAACACCUCAAGGCUCAGGGUGUUGGAGUGCCAUCAAAAGAUUCGUUGCCAAAGAAAAGGCCUAUUUAUGAAGAUAAAAAGAAGAAGAAAACACCACAACAGCCAGAAAAUAAAGAAGUAUCUGAAGCUUUGGAAAUAAGUGUUCCUGUGGAAGCUGUGGAGCAAGGAAUACCAGAAAAAGAAGAGACGCCCCCUUCUGUUGAACCAGAGGAAGAAGAAGAAACUGAGGAUGCUGGGUUAGAUGACUGGGAAGCUAUGGCCAGUGAUGAGGAGAGAGAACAAGAAGGAAAUACGAUUCACAUAGAAGUACAAGAAAAACCUGAAGAAGAGGAGGAGGAGGAAGAUGAAGAGGAAGAUGAAGAGGAAGAGGAGAGUGAAGAUGAGGAAGAGGAAGGAGAAAGCGAAGGCAGUGAAGGUGAUGAGGAAGAUGAAAAGAUGUCGGAUGAGAAAGAGUCAGGGAAAACAUUAGAUAAAAAGCCAAGCAAAGAUGUUAGCUCAGACUCUGAAUAUGACUCUGAUGACGACCGUACUAAAGAAGAGCGGGCUUACGACAAAGCAAAACGGAGAAUCGAGAAACGGCGACUUGAACAUAGUAAAAAUGUAAAUACAGAAAAGUUAAGAGCCCCUAUCAUCUGUGUGCUUGGACAUGUAGACACAGGAAAAACAAAAAUUCUAGAUAAGCUCCGUCACACGCAUGUCCAAGAUGGGGAAGCAGGUGGUAUUACACAGCAGAUUGGUGCCACAAAUGUUCCUCUUGAAGCUAUUAAUGAACAAACUAAGAUGAUUAAAAAUUUUGACAGAGAGAAUGUCCGGAUUCCAGGAAUGCUGAUUAUUGAUACCCCUGGACAUGAGUCUUUCAGUAACCUGAGAAAUAGAGGGAGCUCUCUUUGUGAUAUUGCCAUUUUAGUUGUUGACAUUAUGCAUGGUUUAGAGCCCCAAACAAUUGAAUCUAUCAACCUCCUCAAGUCUAAAAAAUGUCCCUUCAUUGUUGCACUUAAUAAGAUUGACAGGUUAUAUGACUGGAAGAAGAGCCCUGAUUCGGAUGUGGCUGCUACUUUAAAAAAGCAGAAAAAGAAUACAAAGGAUGAAUUUGAGGAGCGUGCAAAGGCUAUUAUUGUAGAGUUUGCACAGCAGGGUUUAAAUGCUGCUUUGUUUUAUGAGAAUAAAGAUCCCCGUACUUUUGUGUCCUUGGUACCUACCUCUGCACAUACUGGUGAUGGCAUGGGAAGUCUCAUCUACCUUCUUGUGGAAUUAACUCAAACCAUGCUGAGCAAGAGGCUUGCACACUGUGAAGAGCUAAGAGCACAAGUCAUGGAGGUCAAGGCUCUCCCAGGAAUGGGGACCACAAUAGAUGUUAUAUUGAUCAAUGGACGUUUGAAGGAAGGGGAUACAAUCAUUGUCCCUGGAGUAGAAGGGCCCAUUGUCACUCAGAUUCGAGGCCUUCUUUUACCUCCUCCUAUGAAGGAACUACGUGUGAAGAACCAGUAUGAAAAGCAUAAAGAAGUGGAAGCAGCUCAAGGAGUGAAGAUUCUUGGGAAAGACCUUGAGAAAACACUUGCUGGUUUACCUCUCCUCGUGGCUUAUAAAGACGAUGAAAUCCCAGUUCUCAAAGAUGAAUUGAUCCAUGAGUUAAAGCAGACACUAAAUGCUAUCAAAUUAGAAGAAAAAGGAGUUUAUGUCCAGGCGUCUACACUGGGCUCUUUGGAAGCUCUUCUUGAAUUUCUGAAAACAUCAGAGGUGCCAUAUGCAGGAAUUAACAUUGGCCCAGUCCAUAAAAAAGAUGUUAUGAAGGCUUCGGUCAUGUUGGAACAUGAUCCGCAGUAUGCAGUGAUUUUGGCCUUUGAUGUAAGAAUUGAACGGGAUGCACAAGAGAUGGCUGAUAGUUUGGGAGUUAGAAUCUUUAGUGCAGAAAUUAUUUACCAUUUAUUUGAUGCCUUUACAAAAUACAGACAAGACUACAAGAAACAGAAACAGGAAGAAUUCAAGCACAUAGCAGUAUUUCCCUGCAAGAUGAAAAUCCUCCCUCAGUACAUUUUCAAUUCUCGAGACCCAAUAGUAAUAGGAGUCACUGUGGAGGCUGGCCAAGUGAAACAAGGAACACCUAUGUGCGUUCCAAGCAAAAAUUUCGUUGACAUUGGGAUAGUAACAAGUAUUGAAAUAAACCACAAGCAAGUGGAUGUUGCAAAAAAAGGACAAGAGGUCUGUGUCAAAAUAGAACCCAUCCCUGGGGAAUCUCCCAAAAUGUUUGGGAGACAUUUCGAAGCUACGGACAUUCUUGUGAGCAAGAUCAGCCGGCAGUCCAUCGAUGCACUCAAAGACUGGUUCAGAGACGAAAUGCAGAAGAGUGACUGGCAGCUUAUUGUGGAGCUGAAGAAAGUAUUUGAAAUCAUCUAAUUUUCCCACAUGGGACAGAAUUUGGAGUAAAUGUAAUAUUAUGCUGUGAUAUUACCAACAGAACAGACACUUGGACGCUGAUGGACUUAGGUGUAUAAAAUGUUUUCCAUGAGAAACCAAGCAACUUACACUGGUUUGACAGUGGUCAGUUCCCCACCCCACAGUCCAGCGUGCCUGCACUCCCCCUCCCUCAAGACUUGGCUGCUGUUUUAAAGUUUGCCCUUCCUCAAAUUUGGAUUUUUAUUACAAAUCUAAAUCUCUUUCAAUUUUAUACUGAUUAAAUCAGUCCUGCAGUAUUUGAUUAACCAAGUUUCUACAGAUUUUGUGAUUCUUGGAACCUUUUUGAUGUAAGAAAUAUCUUUAUGGGUAUUCUCUCUACAGUGACACCCCCUCUCCAGCGGUUUUCUGCCAUAUGCCGGUAGGGAUUUUUCUACAAAGGUUUAGGCAGUCAGUCUGCUGUUCCCUUAUCUGCUUUGUGUGCAGCCAUGGAGUAAAGCAUAGUUGACUGCUUUUUUCUGCCUGUGCUGGUCAUCAGAAAAGACAGUAAGCUCUGCUAGGCUUCCAUGUUAGUGUAGCUUUCACUCUCAGCACCCACUAAAAUGCCCUAGGAGGGGCGCUUUUGUAGGAUAGUUUUGGUCUGUUUUAUUUAGUUCACAUUCCACUGUCUUCUGUUAAAAAGAAGUGGCAGUAAGUUACUGGAGGUCAGUGCUUUAGCAUUGUUAGACCUCACUGUGACUUAUUCACAACAGACUCAUGACUAUACCUAGAUAUAGCUAUUCCUGGGGAAGAGGGUACUAAAUGAGCCACCAAAAUCCUUUCCUCCUGUUAAGUAUUCACUACAAUGGCAUUUAAAGUGUCAUAAAAUACAAAUAACAAGAGAGAGAGGGAGCUAAGAGAGAGGUUAUGUAUGUGAAAAAUUUAUUUUAGGUAUUAAAUUGAAUAGUCUCAACACUUCCUAGGAACAUAAAGUUGUUAAUAUCUGGACUUGUGUCCAUGGAGAUCGGGAAUAAAUCCCAGGCUAAGAUUUAUUUUACACACAGCCUUUCAGCCUUUUAAGUAUAACAAAUUGUUGCUGGUUCCCAGAGUUGAUUUUUUUUUUUAAAGAUUCACAAAAAAAAGCCUGUACAAAAUAUACAUACAGUUCU
This is a messenger RNA of Chionomys nivalis (European snow vole), 4984 nucleotides long. RefSeq names its product eukaryotic translation initiation factor 5B (gene Eif5b). The record is from RefSeq and is a predicted model, not a curated record. Lineage: Eukaryota; Metazoa; Chordata; Mammalia; Rodentia; Cricetidae. Gene Ontology annotation, molecular function: GTP binding; GTPase activity; translation initiation factor activity. The coding region runs from base 186 to 3839 and encodes 1217 amino acids. The transcript is spliced from 24 exons.